UCCGCACCAAUGGAAACCAAAGCGAACACUUGUUUCGAGUAAACUUUCCCGUUCUGGGAAUCUCCACUCACUUUCCCAGGAAAGUAAAGCAGAAACACCGACUUAAAAGUGUUUUUUUGGGAUUCUUCAUCUUCUCUUUUACUCUCUGCAAGUUUCCGAAACUUGUUCGAAAAAGGACAAACCCAAGAAAUCUGCUCAGCUUAUUUCGAACAUCUGAUCUGUCUGUUAAAGGCAGAAGAUUUUGUUAGGAGGAACCCAUGGGGUAUGGAAACUCGAGAUCUGUAAGAUUCCAAGAAGAUCUUGAACUAGCAAAAGGUCCUGUUGUUAAUGGAGAAUCUGCAGUUAAGCUCAAAUACAAAAUCGACGGAACUCAAAUCUCAGCAUCUUCCUCUAGAAAGAACAUCAAUAUGAGUCCUGGGAAGAAGUCAUUGAAAGCUAAAGUGCUCUCUAGAGUGUUCUCUGAGGAUCUCGAGAGAGUGAAGAGCACAAUCCUUGACCCUCGUGGACCGACCAUACGGAGGUGGAACAAGAUCUUUCUAGUAGCAUGCUUGGUUUCUCUUUUCGUCGACCCUCUGUUUUUUUUCUUGCCGGUCAUGAGAAAUGAAGCUUGUAUUACCAUUGGAAACCACCUUGAAGUGAUGCUCACCUUGAUUAGAUCAUUUGCCGAUGCUUUUUACAUUGCUCAGAUUCUGAUUCGUUUUAGAACAGCCUAUGUUGCACCUCCUUCUCGUGUUUUCGGAAGAGGAGAACUCGUCAUUGAUUCCACCAAGAUUGCUUUCAGAUAUCUCCAAAAGAGUUUCUGGAUUCAUCUUAUCGCGGCCCUGCCUCUACCUCAGGUGCUGAUUUGGAUAGUUAUACCUAAUCUAAGAGGCUCCACGAUGACAAACACGAAGAACGUACUCAGAUUCAUCAUCAUUUUCCAGUACAUUCCGAGGAUGUUCCUUAUAUUCCCUCUCUCUCGUCAGAUUAUCAAAGCCACUGGUGUUGUAACAGAGACAGCUUGGGCAGGAGCUGCUUACAACCUCAUGCUCUACAUGCUUGCAAGCCAUGUUUUAGGCGCUUGUUGGUAUUUGCUUUCAAUCGAGAGGCAAGAGGCUUGUUGGAGACACGCUUGCAACAUCGAGAAACCGAUUUGUCAGUACAGAUUCUUCGACUGCAGAAGACUGGAAUACCCUCAAAGAGGUUCCUGGUUCAAAUGGAGCAACAUAACCAAGUUAUGUGACCCAAGCAGUGGCUUUUAUGAGUUUGGUAUAUAUGGUGAUGCUAUCACUUCAAGUGUUACUUCUGCACAUUUCUUCAACAAGUACUUCUACUGUCUUUGGUGGGGAUUGAAGAAUCUCAGUUCUUUAGGGCAAAAUCUCUCCACGAGCACUUACGCUGGAGAAAUCCUCUUCGCUAUCAUCAUUGCCACUCUUGGUCUUGUCCUCUUUGCAUUGCUUAUCGGAAAUAUGCAGACGUACUUACAGUCCACGACUGUGAGACUUGAAGAGUGGAGGAUAAAGAGGACUGAUACAGAACAAUGGAUGCGGCAUAGGCAGCUUCCUCAGGAGCUGAGGCAAGCCAUAAGAAAAUAUGAUCAAUACAAAUGGGUUGCUACCCGAGGAGUCGAUGAAGAAGCAUUAUUGAAAGGCCUUCCUCUUGACCUUAGAAGAGACAUCAAACGCCAUCUCUGCUUUGAUCUUGUCCGCCGAGUCCCCUUGUUUGAUCAAAUGGACGAAAGAAUGCUGGAUGCAAUCUGCGAGAGGCUGAAACCUGCGUUAUGCACCGAGGGCACGUUGCUGAUGCGAGAAGGAGACCCAGUAAACGAAAUGCUGUUCAUAAUCCGAGGCCAUUUAGAUUCAUACACCACAAACGGAGGUAGGACCGGUUUCUUCAACUCUUGCCGGAUAGGACCUGGUGACUUCUGUGGAGAAGAACUGCUCACAUGGGCACUGGACCCUCGUCCAAUAGUGGUGUUACCUUCAUCCACACGCACGGUCAAAGCCAUAUCCGAAGUCGAAGCCUUCGCCCUCAGAGCAGAAGAUCUGAAAUUUGUGGCCUCACAGUUCAGGAGACUCCACAGCAAGCAACUAAGGCACAAGUUCCGGUUUUAUUCUCAUCAAUGGAGGACAUGGGCUGCUUGUUUCAUACAGGCAGCUUUCCGGCGGUACAAGAAGAGGAAAUUCGCUUCUGGGCUAAGGCCUAAAGAAGAGUUCCAUGGAGAAAACAGCUUCAAACCCUCAAAUGCCUAUAUUGCAAGGUUUGUGGCCAAUGGCCGGAAAUUCACACGCAGUGAAUCAGAUUCUAGUAUGGCUUCUUCGAUACAGAAACCGGUAGAUCCGGAUUUUUCAGUCAGUGAAUAUUGAUAGUGGGCUUAAUUGGUUUAUCUACUCUGAAAAGGUGUGUAGCGUAAUGGGGCCUCUGCUUCUGUAUAUUUUGGUUCUUGAUUUGUCAGUUUGAGUAACUUGCUUGUGAAGUUAGGGUUUAUCGGUUUUA
This is a messenger RNA of Tarenaya hassleriana, 2475 nucleotides long. Its product is annotated as putative cyclic nucleotide-gated ion channel 15. Bases 258 to 2345 code for a protein of 695 amino acids. Gene Ontology annotation, biological process: potassium ion transport; transmembrane transport. Lineage: Eukaryota; Viridiplantae; Streptophyta; Magnoliopsida; Brassicales; Cleomaceae. The record is from RefSeq and is a predicted model, not a curated record. Gene Ontology annotation, cellular component: membrane. The transcript is spliced from 8 exons. Gene Ontology annotation, molecular function: voltage-gated potassium channel activity.